Molecule: messenger RNA, 5837 nt
Organism: Coregonus clupeaformis (lake whitefish)
Lineage: Eukaryota; Metazoa; Chordata; Actinopteri; Salmoniformes; Salmonidae
Product: thrombospondin type-1 domain-containing protein 4-like
Exons: 19
Coding region: 462-3566 (1034 amino acids)
Biological process (GO): extracellular matrix organization
Cellular component (GO): extracellular matrix
Molecular function (GO): metalloendopeptidase activity
Source: RefSeq, a predicted model, not a curated record
UCAGGACGCUAGAGAAAGAGAGUGUGAGAGAAAGAGAGAGAGAGUGAACGGAAUAUGUCAUGUUGAUUAGUGACCAGCACGUCUACAGAACGUUUGGAUAUUUGGAGCGGUUUUAAAAUGGAUUAAUUGAUGCGGUGGUAGUAAUCUUUUUACACCUGGAUUGAACUCGUCGAUGCGCUCGGAUUAUGAGGAUAACUGGUGCGCAUGUUUAUGAAUCUCAAGGCGCCACAAUUUACCGUUGAGAAGCAGCAAUACUGCACUGGAGAAAACAUCGAGGUAGCAAACACAAGCACAGUCAUCCAAGGAAGAGUAGCUGCUGCCAAGGGGAUCCAUAAUAAAUACAAAUACAACUACUGCGCGCUCACACUUCAAGUCCAAAUCCCUCAGCCUGGACGAGAGCCUCCUGUCCCGUUCCUGUCGUGCCUGACAGAAGGUACUGUAGCCCUCAAAAUCUAGGAGAUAUGAGGGAACUCUGUAUCUGGUUUCUGAGAGUUUCCAUGCUUCUUCUGCUGCUGCUCAGGCCAAAUCCCCUGGAUUGCCAUCUUACUACAGACCACAGGAAGGUUCCUCAAAGGGCAGAGCCCCAGCAGCAGGAGGCUGGAGGAGGGCAGGGUGGGGCCCCGGGCUCCUGGGGCUCCUGGGGGCCCUGGUCCUCCUGCUCCCGCUCCUGUGGGGGAGGGGUUCAGGAACAGACGCGACCCUGCCUACCCUCCUACACCCCUUUCAUGGGUGCAGCUGCCUACCCCUCCAGGCCGGGUGGCCACCACCCCCAGCACCCCAACCAGAACCCUGGCCAUGUAGUGUCUGCCCUAAGACCCACUGUCCCGCUGCACCGCACCAACCCUGGGAGACCCCCACCCUACAAUAGCAGCACCAGCCUGGCCAGCCGUGGGGAGCUGAGGAACCAGCAGAGAGACAGAGAGGCCCAGGCCCAGGCUGGACGCAGGAGGGGCAGUGACAGUCCCGUCAUUCCAGGGAAGUAUGGCUAUGGGAGGAUGCCUUACGUUGUGUCUCUCCAGACAGACACAGGCCAGACGUCUGGGACUGGGACAGAGACAGGAACUGGUCGCUCCCACAGACAGAGACGCUCCCCGCUCUCUGACCCCAGCCCGUCAGCCACCAGGCACGGAGGCCACAGGCCAAACCCCUACCGUCCACCUUACAGCAACCCACAUCUCCACAGCUACAGCCCAGUCCAUCACCAGCCCCCAGCCUCCCAGCCCAGGGUUAACCCUAACCCUAACUCAAACCCUAACCUAGCCCCCCAGCCCAGGUCUAACUCUAAUUCUAACCCACCCUGGUCCUCCUCACUCUACCAGCCCAGCCAGGGGCACCAACCUAGGCAGGAGCAGCAACACUCACCCAGCCGGGCCUCAGCAGCUCAGCAACCCUUUGGACGGCCCUACAACCCCCUGUCCACCUCCUCCUGUGUGGGAGAGCACAACCAGUACAAGAUUUGCAACACCAAUGCCUGUCCUCCAGCCAGUAGACACAUCAGAGCGGUGCAGUGUUCUUCCUACAACAGCCAUCCCUUCAUGGGUAGACUGUAUGAGUGGGAGCCUUUCAAUGAAGUUUCUGAGGACCACCAUUGUGAGCUCAACUGUCGCGCGAUCGGUUUCCGCUUCUACGUGCGUCAGUCGGACAGGGUCAUCGAUGGGACGCCGUGUGGCCAGAAUGAGACUUCCAUCUGUGUGGAGGGGAGGUGUCAGAGUCUGGGCUGCGAUGAGUACCUGGGCUCAGGCAAGGUGAUGGACAAGUGUGGGGUGUGUGGCGGGGACAACAUGGCCUGUAAGCUGGUGUCAGGGCUCUUCCAGCAGCACAACCUGAACAAGGUGGGCUACCACAAGAUAGUGGAGAUCCCAGAGGGAGCCACCAAGAUCAACGUCACCGAGACGGUGAAGAGCAGGAAUUACCUGGCUCUGAAAAGCCGCUCAGGUCGCUCCAUCAUCAAUGGGAACUGGGCCAUUGACCGGCCGGGGAAGUAUGAGGGAGUGGGCACCAUGUUCACCUACCGACGACCCAAUGAGAUCACCAGCACCGCCGGGGAGUCCUUCCUGGCUGAGGGGCCAACCAAUGAGAUCCUGGAUGUUUAUGUGAUCUACCAACAGCCCAACCCAGGAGUGAGCUAUGAAUUCAUCCUUCCCUCCGACAACCCUCAACAGCAUCCUGAUCACAGGAAUCCAGUCCACCCACAGCACCCCAAACACAGGCCUGGAGGGAACACUUUGCAUGGGCAAGGUGGGAAUGACCACCAUGGCAACCCCAACCAGGAGGGGUACGAUCCAGCAGGAGGGGGCAAGUACCCUACCCAGGUACCCAACAACCAGGUGCCAGCGGUCCAGCCACCCAGACGGCAGAGAGAAUACAACUGGAAACUGUCUGGGGCAACAGAGUGUAGCGCCUCCUGUGGCAGAGGUAGCAGGUACACCAUCUUCCGCUGUGUCCACAGACUGAGCCAUGAGCAGGUACCAGAGAACCAGUGUGACAGCAGCACCAGGCCCAGUUCACAGGAGGAGCCCUGCAACCUCCAGCCCUGCCCUGCCUUCUGGGACAUUGGUGAGUGGUCGGAGUGCAGUAAGACAUGUGGUCUGGGUAUGCAGCACCGCCAGGUCUUGUGCAGGCAGGUGUACGCCAACCGGACCCUCAACGUCCACACCAGCCGCUGCCGCCACCUGGAGCAGCCUGAGACCACCAGCACCUGCCAGCUGAAAAUCUGCAGCGAGUGGCAGAUACGCACCGAGUGGAGCGCCUGCUCUGUUCCCUGUGGUGUGGGCCAGAGGACCAGGGAGGUGCACUGUGUCAGCAACGUGGGAGACUUUGUGUCGGACGAGGAGUGCAACAUGAAGCUGCGACCCAGUGACAAUGAGAACUGUGACAUGGGGCCCUGUGCUAAGAGUUGGUUCUUCACUGAGUGGGGGAAUAAGUGUUCUGCUGAGUGUGGGAUGGGCGUGCGGACGCGCAGCGUUCUGUGCCUGACCAAUCACAUCAGCAGCCUGCCUCUGGAGGGGUGUGGUCAUGAGCGCCCCGCUGACUCUCAGGUCUGUAAUCACGGCCCCUGUGAGAGUCGCAUCGAGUGGUUUACAGCCCCCUGGAGUCAGUGCUCAGCGGAGUGUGGCUCGGGCAGCCAGCAGAGGGCAGUGGUGUGUCUGAUGAAGUCUGAGGAGGGUUUCAAUGUAAUGCCGCCAUACGAAUGUUCCUCUCUCGACAAGCCUCUUAAUCAGCAGAGCUGCCACCUCAAGUCCUGCGGGGCCAAGUGGUACCAUACAGACUGGAGUGCUUGUUCUAAGACGUGUGAGGGGGGCUUCCGUGUGAGGGAGGUGCGCUGUCUGUCUGAUGACAUGCUCUCCAGUGAGGGCUGUGAGGAGCAGCUGAAACCAGUGGAGAGAGAGGAGUGCAACCCAGAGCCCUGCGUCCCACACAUAGACGAGAACUGUCGAGACAAGUAUUUCAACUGCAAUGUGGUGGUCCAGGCACGUCUCUGUGUGUACGACUACUACAAAACAACCUGCUGUGCCUCCUGCACACGAGUGGCCCACAGACAGUCACAACACAGGGGACUCAGCUAGCCCCCUCUCUCCAGGCCUCAGACCUCUAGGGGGCCUGACACGGUGCCCAGAGCAGGCCCUCAGUCCCUGGGCCAAACACACUGACCCACAGGGGAGGGGACAGUCUAGAACCUGACUCUGGGUGGACACUAUAAUAUGAGUGCUGAAAUACAGACUGAAAAACUGAAAGACCGUAAAGAAGCCAAACUUGUUUUUGGCUUGUGAGGAGAUUGCCAAUGGGCAAUACGGGAAACUGAAUGGUUCGUGGAGGAUGGUUGUGAAGGACACGUUUAACAGAGCUAUGAGUGGAGGCGCGAUGAUCGACAGGGCACCAAACCGAAGAAUCUGGAACCACUUUAUGGACUGUAACCAGAGUCCCCUCCAAUAAAAGUUCCUGUCUGGGCUUUUGUUGUGUUUCGUGGGAAGCAGUUUGUUGCUGCCAUUCACCUGAAUGGCUUAAGGUCUUGAAAAAGGUAUUUGGCCUAAACAUUGACAAAAUAAACAACGUACAGAGGUAAUAUCAGGUGUGGGAGUUAUCCUUCUUACAACUAAGGACUGCUACCGCAUCUGUGAUGAGACUCUUGACUACCAUGGCUCUCUUGGAUUACAUGAAAGGAGAGGAAGAUACAGUAUGAAAGGAAAGCAAGAUUUUGUUUGUUUUGCGUAAUGUAUAGACUGCACACAUUUUAAUAAGCUUCUUUCAUCUUUAAAAUCCACAAUAUUUAUGAUCUAAUUAACUACAUGUAGUAUGAAGUUGCCCAAGCUUGCUCUUAAAUUAUCCCCAAUUACGUAUCAUGAGGGCUCUAUUCAAUACUCUCCGACAUAGCAGUUUAGUUGACCAAAGAUUUCAGUAUUUCACAGGAGGACAUGUCAAACAGUAAUUGCUCAAUCUGUCCAGAUCUAGGGCUCCAUUUAAUCUGUACCAGUGAAGCGUUACAGAUGGCGCAAUAUAAAUGUUAAGGUAAUUUCCGAUUGAGCCGACAUAUGCAGUGUUUACUGUGAUGCAGUCUCCACUAAUGCGUAACAUUGCCUUUAAAUUUCUAUCACGCUGUAACGCUGAACUUCCGCGAUACGGAUUAAAUAGAGCCCCAAGUUAUGGUGCUAAGACAACUGAAGUUGUAAAGUGUUUUUAAGUGACAGUUUACCAGUUUUACACAGCAACCCUCUAACAAAUGAAGCUCUAAAAUGUUAAUGAUAUCUUGUUGUAGUGUAUCAUAUAUUUUGCAUCACUGCUGUGUGUGAUAUAUAUAUAUAUAUAUAUAUAUAUAUAUAUAUACACACACACGAAUGAGUGAAUUAAGACGUUGCUGAACUGAAGGCAAUUCAGUAGGUCCUCCCAGUGACUGAACAGAGCAGAAUGCCCUCUUUAUUUAUUUGUUGGGAUCCCCAGGGAGGGCGCUGGUUUAAAACGUCUGUUACCUCUCCACCAAUCGCUGCCUAGGAAAGGGAUGUAGGCAUUCCAGAGCCCACUGGAUGGUUAAAGCAGAUGGUUAGAAGUUCUAGAACACUAUACUUCUUAAAGAGAAGGUAAAAGAACUACUACAUUUGUGUGAGAUAAAAAGGAUUACACCAUUGUACAUUUUUAUGCUCAUGUGAAGAUUGAAACGUUAAUUCCCUAAAAGGAUACUGGGUUAUUCAUAACACUUUAUAACUGCAGUAAUGUACCACCAUUUUCACAAAUAAAAUAAAAAAGUAAAUUUGAGUAAAUUGAAACUUUUACUCAUGUAGGCCUGGUAAACACCUAAACAAAAGGUGAUACAUUGACCAUGCCAGUAAAGUAUUAUGCCCCACUAUUUUGUCCUUUAUCCUGUAUUGUACCUCAAGAGCAAGGAGUUCCUUUUUGAUUCCAUCCAGCAUAGUAACAUUCACUGUAAUAAAAGGUUUUGAGGACAUAUUUAUCAUGGUUGAUGUGUUCUCAUCCUGUAUGUACUGUAUAUGUAAUGAGAUGCUACAUCUGAGAUGGAAUCUGUAGGUAAAGACAUGAUAAUAUAGUGUAUUCAAUGCAACUUUGUCUGAGUUAAAGGGAAUUAACUGAAUGUGCCAACUGCCAAGUAUUUAAGUUGAUGAUUUAACACUUAUUUAACAUAACACUAACUUUUUUUAUCAGAGGCAUGGGGUAUGACUGAAAUGCUAUACUUUAGUAUUUGGAAUUCUAAUGCAAGCAUCUGCAAUAAUGGAACUACACUAGUACACUACUUCAUAAUGGAAAUGGGCAAGGUUUGAUUGACACUGUUUUGGAGAGAAUGGGUAAAUAAACGUAUGUUGUUUGUACUUAUUUAGUGCAUAUUUGUA